Molecule: messenger RNA, 1329 nt
Organism: Protopterus annectens (West African lungfish)
Lineage: Eukaryota; Metazoa; Chordata; Ceratodontiformes; Protopteridae
Gene: EFCAB11
Product: EF-hand calcium binding domain 11
Exons: 6
Coding region: 48-539 (163 amino acids)
Molecular function (GO): calcium ion binding
Source: RefSeq, a predicted model, not a curated record
AUGUGGUCGCGCGGAGGACUGUUUGUGCUCCUCAGGUAGUUCACUUUAUGCGUGUGAUUUUUCUGAGGCGGUUAUUAAUUAGUAAUUUCACAAUGUUUGCGUAUUACAGUGCUUUUACCAGACACGAACGGAAAAUCACUGAUUCAGACAAAAAGUUAUUUGCAAAGAUAUUCCGGAAAUGUGCUGGUGAUAACAAGGAGUAUCUCACACGAGAAGACCUGAAGGUAGCAGUGACCAUGUUAUUUGGUUAUAAACCAUCUAAGGUGGAAACUGACACAAUGAUGUCACCAGUCUUGCUGUGUAAUUCACCAGGCAUGACAGUGGAUGAUUUCAUCAAUGCAAUGAGUAUAAAAAUGGCAGCUCAGGAUCGUAAUGAAGAAAUAAGGCAGAUCUUCAGUGCUUUUGAUUUACAUUGCCGUGGGUUUUUGAAUUUUGAAGAUUUUAGAAAAGCUUUUCAUUGUGUGGCCCCACAUCUGCCAGAGCAAACAAUCAUUGAAGCAUUUAGGUCAUGGGAUGGAGAAGACAUGAGUUUGUCUUGAAUCCAGUAGUUUAUUAGUACCAGAUCUUCUUCACAGAGACUCGCAGUAGCAGACAGUCAUAAAGUUUGGGUUAAACCUGUCUUUUUGUCCUCAGCUUCUGGCCAGGAAUUGCAAAUGCAGUGGCUUUUUUCCCUUCCUCAAAGGUACCACUGUAGGUCUUAUUAGGAAAUUUAUGUAAUUGCGUUUCAUUUAUGGUGCCUUUUUAUUUAGACAAAGGUUUAUAAGGUCAGCAAUUGUAAUCAUGAGGACUCUUUGAAUUUCUUUGUACCCCCACCUCAACACAUCAGUUGUAAUGGUAUCAUAAACAUCACAGGAGAAAUGGACUCUAUCAGGUAUUUCUUCUUCAAAAAGAAAGCUUUCAGAAAUGCUGGAAGGAUUCCUAAAACAAUCGAAAACUUGUAGAAUAAGAAUUGAGACAAACUUGAAUUCUGCCACCAUUCCAUGGAUCUGCAGAGGUGCAGUGCAUGCUUGAUAAGAAUCCUUAUCUCUGAUUUCAGAUAAAUUUUUUCGGCUUUUAUUGCAUCUUUGGUGCCUCCAGAUACUUUAGCCUUACCAUAAAAGGGAUAUUGUUGGACAAAGAAGACAGCAGGACCUAUGCCUUCAGUACUUUGGCAGUGAGAGUUCAUAAUUGUUUAGUUAACAUGGUAUGCCUCUGUACAUUAAAAUCUAUUUAGAAUGUCACAGAUUCUUUUAUCAUUGUUACCACAGCAUGUUGCCAUGCACAUACUUGGCUGGUUAUCAUCAGAAAUUUUUUUCUAAAGGAAUAAAAGCUCAAAUGUUUGAUGCCUCA